Messenger RNA from Staurois parvus, 353 nucleotides. The record is from the annotation of a GenBank genome assembly. Lineage: Eukaryota; Metazoa; Chordata; Amphibia; Anura; Ranidae.
GAUUCAGAGAAUGCUUUAACCUCCCUGGCGGUAUUCCUGAGUGUAGCUUGGGGUAAAGUUUCAAUACCACAAGCGGUAACCCCCAACUACACUCGGGCUUUCCAUGCGGCGCUUCUCCGCGAUCCCUCGAUCACUUACCUUGUCCUGCGGUCCCGCCAUGUCCCCCCUGCAGUGUCCCCGGCAAUGUCCUCCAGCGGAUGCCGGCAUCUGUCAUCUGGGUUCUGUCCUCUGCGACGUCAGGACGUACGGGGGACGGAACGGCGGGAAAUUUGAAAAUGACAAAAAGUGACAUUCACUAAAAUCACUAAAAUCACAUAGUAAAACAUUCCUGUAUCAAACCAUUUCACAUACAU